AUGACAGCCGCUUAUCGACACAAGGCUUUCGAUGACGAUGUAGACAGCAGUGCUGGUACUCGAAGGACAGACACUAGGAACAAUGAGCGUCGUCGUUCCGAAGCUCCUCUUUCCGAAGGUCCUCAGAGCAACGGUCGGGAUAAUCGGCCACCCAGCGAUGUGUUCAACGGCGAUGCGGAACCCGUGACAUAUCAGCCGUUGAUUGGCGUUCUCUCGCAGCCCGGAAUUGCGGACAGCGGCGAGAUUGCACGGGUAUUCAACGCGACGGAAGAGAACCAUUUCGCCAACUUGUCUUAUAUCGCAGCGUCUUAUGUGAAAUUCAUUGAGGCCGGAGGCGCUAGAGUUGUGCCAAUUAUUUACAACGAGCCGCGUCGUCAGAUUUUGAAGAAGCUCCGGCUGGUGAACGGGCUGGUGCUGCCGGGAGGCGACGCGAAUAAGCGAGGAAGGUUCCUUCGGACCGUGCGGCGGUUGCUGAAGAUGGCCAUGUCAUUUAACGACAAUGGCGACUAUUUCCCUAUUUAUGCCGAGUGCCUCAGCUUCGAGAUGCUCACCAUCAUUCUCAGCACGGGAGGUCGCAAGGUGUUGGAGCCUACCAACGCCAAGAGGCCCAGCACGCUGCAAUUCGUGGGAGAAUGGGCCAAGGACAGAAACAUGUUCGCAUGGAUGCGUCGAAGACUGGUGGAUCGGCUGGAGAAAGAAAACCUGACAAUGGAGAAUCACAAGUAUGGGUUGACUCCCGAGACAUUCAACGCUGAUGAGGGUCUCUCGUCCUUCUUCAACAUCCUCACCACCACUGCUGAUGACGACGGCAAGGAGUACAUAUCAACGGUGGAGGCCAAGCGAUACCCCUUCACUGCCCUACAGUGGCACCCCGAGAAGAAUGCGUACGAGUGGGGCAACCCCAUUUUCCCGCACUCCUCUGAUGCUGUGCAGAUCACACAUGCUGCCGGCACAUUCUUUGCCAGUGAGGCCCGCAAGUCCGGCCACAAGCCACGAUCAAGACGAGAGCUGUACCGCUAUUUGAUAUACAACUAUGACCCUGUGUUUACCGGAAAAGAAGGGUCGUUCCACUAUGAUCAAGCUGGCACAACUGUAGCUGCAUUAGGUCGCCGUGAGGAUGACGUGGACGGGGAAGGUUCUGACGUGGCGACAAGAAGCAGAUCAACAAGGGGUUUACGUGCUGACAACAAGCAAGAGCUUGACAAUGCAGGUGCCGCUUCUGUCGCCGCGGCAGUCGCCGCAUCAGCCGCCGCGUCGGCCGCUGUUCUCAAAACUGCAGAAAUCGUUAUUGAGGAAGAUAACGUAGGGGUAGUGACAGGCAAGCCUGCUGCUGGCGUAGAAGAGGAGCAGGAGGAGGAGGAGGAAGAGGAAGAGGAAGAGGAAGAGGAAGAGGAGUGGGAUGAGGAUUGGGAGGAGGAAGAGGAGGGAGAGGACGAAGAUGUGAGGGUAGAGUUGUGGGAGGGUGAUUUACCCCCGAUGACGGAGGAGGAGGAGCGGGAGCUGCUUCUAGAGGCGGAGCGCGAAAUCGCGCAACUGGAGGCGGAGAAAUUGGCGGGAGUUGCGCCCGCGGCGGGUCGUAUGGUGGACAAUGAUUGGCUGCAGGAAGACGGGGAGAUCGGCGCGGAGGCGGGGCGGGAGAGGGGCGCGGGGGAAGCGGCGCGCGGGGAAGUGACGGAGGCGGGUAAGGGCGCGGGGGAAGAAGCGGGGGGAGCGGUGGCGGACAUGGAGGGGGAAAUUGCGGCGCUGCGGAGGCAGCUUGCGGAGAUGGAGAGGGAACUGGCGAAAGCCAAGGCGCGGGAGGGGGCGCAGGCAGCGGCGGAAGGGCUUAGGGGACAGAAAAACCCCGAACCUCGGGGUUUUGCGGCUGAACCCGCAGGGUCGAUCGGAGAAAAGAAGGCGGCAGCAGUGAGUGUGAGAGACGAGAGCGAUUCCGGACGGGUUCUCGACGAAAUAGUGGGGGGAGAGGAGGGGGAGGGAGAGGGAAAGGAAGAGGAGGAAGAAGAAGAGGACGAGGAUGAUUUGUCGCAUUUGAGGAGGAAAGAGCAGAGGCGGCUGCGAGAGGAGAUGCGGUGGCUGGAAGGGAAGGACGAGGAGGGAUGGGAAGGCAAUGACGCAUCAUCAUCACCAGGAUCAGAUGCGGAGCGAAGAGGGUUACCAGCAGUGAUGCGAUGCUUCGACACGGCGAGGGUUUUCAUUAAGGCCGGCGACGGCGGCGACGGAAUCGUGGCGUUCCGCCGGGAGAAGUUUGUUCCGGACGGCGGGCCGUCGGGCGGCAACGGAGGGCGGGGCGGCAACGUAAUCAUUACUGCCGACCCGGCGCUGAAUUCCCUCCUGCCGUUCCGCCGGUCGGUGCAUUUCAGGGCGACGCGCGGGGCGCACGGGAAGGGGAGUAAUAGGCAUGGCGAGGCGGGCCGGGAUGUGGAGAUUAAAGUCCCCCCCGGGACUAUUGUCCGCGAGGUGGUGGGGAGGGGGCCUGUGCGGGACUGGGGGGUGAAGAAAGGUGGAGAGGAGUGGGUGGAAGGGGAGGGGGAGGCGGAGGGGGCGCAGGGGGGGGAAGGGGAGGGGGAGGGGCGCGCGCUGCUGGAGCUGGUGCGCGCGGGGCAGAGCGAGGUGCUGCUGGCGGGGGGGAGGGGCGGGCGGGGGAACGCGGCGUUCAAGACUGGGCGGACCAAUGCGCCCCAGAUCGCGGAAAAGGGGGAGGAGGGGCCAGAAAUGUGGGUGCAGCUGGAGCUGCGGGUGGUGGCGGAUGUGGGCAUCGUGGGCGCACCAAAUGCGGGCAAGUCGACGCUGCUCGCCGCCAUCUCUGCCGCCCGCCCCAAGGUGGCCAACUACCCAUUCACCACUCUGGUCCCCAAUCUGGGAGUGGUGGCGGUGCCAGGCGGGUUUGACAGCAUGGUGUGGGCGGACGUGCCUGGGCUGCUGGAGGGAGCGCACGUGGGGCGAGGGCUGGGCCACCAGUUCCUGAGACACACAGAUCGUUGCCGCGUGCUGAUUCAUGUCAUUGACGGUAGCAGCCCACAACCCUACCUAGAGCUCCAGGCAGUCACCAGAGAACUAGCCCUCUUCUCUCCCUCUCUCGCCGCCAAGCCGCGGGUCAUUGUCUUUAAUAAGAUGGACUUGCCAGACGCGCAGCACCAGUGGGGAAGCUUCCAGGAAGCCGUGCGGGAGCUGGGGCUGGGAGGGGAAGGGGAGGAGAACGGGGCGUGGUGGGGAGGGGCGGAAGGGGAAGGGGAGGGGGAAGGAGAGGGGAGGAGGGGUCCUGUGGUACUGAGCAUGAGUGCUGUGACGGGGCAGGGCACACAGGAGGUGGUGCGCGCUGCGUAUGGGCUGCUCAAGAGUGUGCAGGGGGAGAGCGACGGAUGGGGAGACGAGGGCGAGGAGGAAGCCCCCAACACCACUCGCCAGCGCCUGGGCUUAGCAGCGGAGGUGCAGCGAGCGAGGCGGGCGGCAGUGAACGAGUUCCGGGUGGCAUUUGACGGGCACACGCGCGUGUUUGAAGUGACAGGGGAGGGCAUUGAGCGAUUCGUGCAGAUGACCAACUGGGAGUACUUUGAGGCGGUGAGGCGCUUCGCCCAUGUGUUGGAAGCGAGUGGCAUUAACGAGGCACUGAGGGCGCGGGGCGUGCGGGAGGGGGACACUGUGGUCAUUGGCCAGGAGCACAGGGAUGACCCAGAGCGUGCAGGAGGGGAAAGGGGCAGAGGGACAGCUAUGUCUGGCCGCAGGGCGCAGUCUGGCCGCAGGGCGCAGGGCAUGUGGGCCAAAGGGCGCAGAGGGACAGCUAUGUCAUUGUGCAAUUGGCUCGUCGCUUGUGCUCUUGUAUCACUCCCCACUCCGCUACUUUGGCCCACCCCCACUCCACACUCCCUUCCUUCCCACUUCUCUCCCUCUUUUUCCACUUCUCCCCCUUUUCCCACUCCCACCCACAUGUCCCACCUCUCCCCUCUCGUCACUUCUCCUCUCCCGUCACAACAGCUGGAGUUCACGUGGAGGGAAUCAGAUAACAUAAUGGAGGCCGUGGGCGGCGACUGGUAG
This is a messenger RNA of Closterium sp. Naga37s-1, 4032 nucleotides long. The record is from the annotation of a GenBank genome assembly. NCBI's taxonomy places the organism in Eukaryota, Viridiplantae, Streptophyta, Zygnematophyceae, Desmidiales, Closteriaceae.